This is a messenger RNA of Mollisia scopiformis, 1055 nucleotides long. RefSeq lists its product as uncharacterized. NCBI's taxonomy places the organism in Eukaryota, Fungi, Ascomycota, Leotiomycetes, Helotiales, Mollisiaceae. The transcript has a single exon. The record is from RefSeq and is a predicted model, not a curated record. The coding region runs from base 439 to 1005 and encodes 188 amino acids.
CCUUCUGGCGCAGCGUCGACAGUAGAUGGAGGAAGAAAGUUGGAAGUGGGAGGAGGGGCUUUCUUAUACCCGAGGGUGCCAGAGGAUCACCAUGGUAGAACUCCAAUCGGUGGCUGACCUGAAGUGACGACGUUGUCAAUGGGCCCGCGGGAGCUGUAUUUGGCCUCGCUGACCAUUAGGGGGCUACUGGGAGGAACAUGGAGUGUUCUGUGACACCUUCCAACCUUUUGUGGUGAUCUUUGGGCCUGGUGGAUACACAGCAGCCACAAGCACCCUCGAAUGGCUGGUAAUCUGAUCAGAUACACUCAAUCUUCAAGCCAGACGAAGAUAGAAGAUUCUCAGAUGGCUAUUUUGUAGAAUUGUAGAAUUGUAGAAGACAGACUGAAUAGCAACUUCACAGUUUGCUUCCGUGACUCUCUAGGUCUGCUCGAAUCCUCAAUGAAGAAGCUGCAUCAUGUUCUGCUACUUGUUCAUGGCGUGCAGAACAGCAAAAGAUCCGAAAUAAGAUACCCGAAGAUAGCAAUUGUCCUGUAUCAAACAGCCCAUCUUUGUGAGUUAAUUUGCUUGCCAAACUCCUCUCCACCAUAUCCAAACCCAAUCCAAGACUCAAACAUCCCCAUAAAGUAUCUCAAUCACACCAAAGCCUUGCAGGGUUGGGUCGGCCAAUCACGCGAAGGGGUGGUGUUUGCUGCCAUUUCCAGCGCUAAGCCUGGCUGCCUUCCUCCCUCGGAUUUUUUUCUUCCACCCACAACACAACUCCUACCUCGCAACCGCAACUUCUUUGUAGCAACAUUCUUUGAAUACAACAAACACAAAUCGGAUCCCUGCUUCUGUAAUUCAAUUCAAAGGUACGUUCUCACACUCAGAGCUUGCUUCCCAGAGCGAUUCCUACGGCGCUCCGAGUUGAGCAAUCUUGAACGCAAAGGCAACCUCCACCUCCACCUUCGUGCAACAGACUCCUUCACACAGCUCAAGGCUUUCCCCUCACACACUGACACGUACUGACACGUUCUCUUGAAAUAGAUCUGCUCGUCUGAGCUUCGCGAGCACGUUGA